AUGAGGAUGGCUAAGCGUGUUGCUAUCAUUGGAGGAGGAACCUCAGGGCUGGCCUGCAUUAAAUGUUGCCUGGAUGAAGGUCUGGAGCCGGUGUGUUUUGAGAGCAGUGAUGACAUUGGAGGACUCUGGAGAUUUAAGGAAAAUCCAGAUCCAGAACGGGCCAGCAUUUACCAAUCUUUGAUCAUCAACACCUCUAAGGAGAUGAUGUGCUACAGUGAUUUUCCCAUCCCUGCCCACUUCCCAAACUACAUGCACCACUCUUUUAUCAUGGAUUACUUCCGCAUGUAUACUGAGCACUUCCAGCUUUCACCGCACAUUCAUUUCCAGACAAAAGUCCUUCAUGUCACACCAAGGCCAGACUUCCCUCACACUGGACAGUGGGAUGUAGAGAUAGAGUCAAAGGAUGGAAGGAGGGAGAAGCAGGUGUUUGAUGCUGUGAUGGUCUGCACCGGUCACCACUGUCACCCACAUCUCCCUCUACAGGACUUCCCAGGAAUAGACACAUUUAAGGGGAAAUUCUUCCACAGUCGUGACUACAAAACCCCUGAAGAAUGGCGAGGGAAAAAGGUUGUUGUGAUUGGCAUUGGGAACUCUGGUGGAGAUAUUGCUGUGGAGCUGAGCAGAAUGGCCAAACAGGUUUAUUUGAGUACCCGAAAGGGUUCUUGGAUACUAAAUCGUGUAGGAUACAAUGGUUUUCCUGCAGAUAUGUUAGGAGGCAGAGCGUAUUGGUGGCUUUAUAGAUCACUGUCUGGAUUUUUCAUCAGUAGGAGAGAGAAACAACUCAAUCAAAGAUUCAACCACAAGAUCUACGGACUGCAGCCUUCCCACAGACUUUUCAGCCAACAUCCCAUGGCUAAUGAUGAUUUACCAAACCGUAUUCUCUCUGGUACCGUGUCGGUCAAGCCGAACGUGCGAGAGUUUUGUGGCUCAGGUGUGGUGUUUGAGGAUGGCACUAUCGAGGAUGACAUCGAUCUGGUGGUGUUUUGCACGGGCUACACUUUCUCAUUCCCCUUCCUGUCUUCACACAUCAUACCUGUUUCAAAAAACAAGGUGUCCCUGUACAAAUAUAUGUAUCCACCAAAUCUGGAGCACCCAACGUUAGCUGUGAUUGGUCUGAUUCAGCCUCUGGGAGCCAUUAUGCCAAUCUCUGAGAUGCAAGCGCGCUGGGCCACACGUGUUUUUAAAGGGCUCUGCAAGCUGCCUUCAAUGAAUGGAAUGCUGAAGGACAUUAAAGCAAAGGAGGAGGCAAUGGCUCGAAGGUAUGUGGCCGCACAGAGGCAUACCAUCCAAGUGGACUACAUCCCAUACAUGGAUGAACUUGCUAAAGAAGUGGGUGUUAAUCCUCCCAUCCUGAAGUUGCUCCUGACAGACCCAAGAUUGGGUUAUAAAGUGCUGUUUGGGCCUGGCACCCCAUACCAGUUUCGGUUGUGUGGACCAGGCCGGUGGGAAGGUGCAGGGCAGGCCAUCCUGACGCAGUGGGAUCGAGUCACUCAGCCUCUGAAAACACGAGUUGUGCCAGAUCAGGAGUCACAGCACUCAUCUGUCUCGCUCAUGUUCUCAUUGUCUGUUGCAGCUCUGCUCUCUGCUCUCUAUUACAGAAGGGAAAGUUUGUACGCACUCAUAUCAGACCCUUCAGUGAUCCUCAACAAGAUUUGGGCUUAUGUACCAUCACAUGCAUAGGGAUCAUGAAACAUGACAUACUACUAUAAAAUCUGAAAACAAAAACAAAAAAAUAGUUUUAAUUCAAUAAUGAUCUUUUAAUUGUACAGACAUUGUUUUAAUUCACCAGUUAAUUGUAUAUUUUAAAGUUGUAGAUUGUACUUUAUCUCAGUACCAAGUCCAGCAUAAUCUUUAAAAAUUAUUUCUGCUGUUGUUAGCGUGUGAGCCUGUAAUCGUAUGCUUUGUAGGCAUUUUUAUCAGUAGCAAUGAGUUUAAAGGCUACAUAUUUCGCAGUACUCCUUCACUGGUUAAGCAUUGACUGCUGUUUCCAACCCUUUUUUAACCCAGUGAAAUGAUUCUUUGAGUCUCACUUGCUGGUAUUCAGCUACCAUACUCAUUUAGGUAAGGUAUAAAGAAAAUAUUUUUUGACACAAAUGUAACUGCAUAAUUGAUUGGAAAUGCUUUUUUUAUAACAAAUUUGUUAACAGUAUGUUAAGUGACCUUAUGACAUGUAAUGUAAAUGUGUAAACCUGUUGUUGAAUGUAAAACAGAGUAGCCUCUGUUAUCACGAGACAUACGGUAUGCGUAUUUGUAGCUUAUUGCUUAUAUUUUAAAGUUGGUGGGACAAGUUCUUAAAAAUGAAAACAUUGUUUUUUAUAUAUGGAUGAAUUUAGGUGAAAAUUGUCUUUUGAUACCACCAUCUACAAAACCAUGCAUUGCUCUAACAUUUUUAUCAAAAAAUGUUGCAUUUAAAAUUUUGGCCUUUUUUUAAUGUAUCUUACAGAACUGCAAAAUAAUCAAUCAGUACCUGUUAUUUUUAGUACAUUUUAUAAUCUGUUCGAUUAAAAUUUUUGCAUACACUUAGUGCUAAAUAGUACUAAAAGAUCCCCCUCACAAUAGGCUUUAUGCCCAGCUGCACUACUUCCUGAACUUCAGCCAGCUCCUUGUUUCCUGUCGGCCAU
Messenger RNA from Paramisgurnus dabryanus, 2621 nucleotides. RefSeq names its product flavin-containing monooxygenase 5-like. Gene Ontology annotation, molecular function: flavin adenine dinucleotide binding; NADP binding; N,N-dimethylaniline monooxygenase activity. Lineage: Eukaryota; Metazoa; Chordata; Actinopteri; Cypriniformes; Cobitidae. The record is from RefSeq and is a predicted model, not a curated record.